AGCUCGCACACCAGCCGAGCGGGCUUCCAGGCUCCACUUGCUCGGCCGAGGCUGCGGCGCCGUCGUCGCCUCGACACCUUUGUCCGGAGCGCGGUCCGCUUCGAGUUGACGCGUGGCACGCAAUUGCGGAUCAUGCGCCGGAUCCACGUUUCCGCAGCUUUGUGCCUGGGGCUACUGCUCGGCUUGGCCAGCGGACAGAGCUGCUCCGAGGACAAGGUGCGAAAGUGCAUUUCCAUCGCCGAGCCUAUGCUCAAGGAUCCGCACUUGAUCUUCCCCGACAACACGAACGACAUCGAUAGCGUGUGCAGGACGUGGUCCAAUUUCGUGGAUUGCAUCCGGCGCUACAUCGACAAGUGCUUCUCCAAGCUGCGGAAGGACCAGUUCAACUCGGCGGUAGAGCCACCGAUAGCCUCGGUGCACCAGAUGUGCUCGGUCUCCUCCUACCAGACAGAGUACCUGCAGUACGCGGGCUGCAUCAAGUCGACGGUCAUCGAGCCGGAACACUGCGGCCCCCACUACUCGGCCCUCGUCAACGAGGUGUCGCAGGAGACCGUCCGCAAGGCCAACCUCUGCUGCGCCUAUCACAACUUCCGCUCGUGCGCGAUCCUCAAGACGCGGCUGCGCUGCGACGCCAAUCGGGAGGAGGGUAUCGCCGCGAGGUUCUCGCGGCAGGUGCUCGACAAGGCCUUCCGCUUCCUGCAGGACCAGUGCCUCAACUACAUCGGGGACGCGGGCAGGUGCGCGUCGUUGAUGUCAUCGUCGAGCGCGAGCGAGCUGCCGAGCCCGUCGACGCCGAGCAGCAGCAGUCGCCUGGGCGAGGGCCGCAGCGUCAGCCUCGACUCGUCGGCGCAGAGCAACGGGGCCCGGCUGGGCGCGCCGCGCGCCAGCGGCAAGCCCGCCCACCUGGACGUGUAUCGCGCCAAACCGAGCGACCUCCACGACAGCGUCACCUCGCCGCCCAGCUUCGGCAGCGACAAUUUGGAGGUGGCCACCGCCUCCGGACAACAGCAGCAGCAGCAGCAGCAGCAGCAGCGGCACGGUAGCGGCGCCAAGGAGGGCGACGAGCCGCCGGCGAGAGCGGAAGCGAGCGGCAGUCGGAAGGCGGAGCCCUCGCACCACACUCCCCCGAUCAUCGAUAAUUCCGCCACGCCGACGCAGCGCUCCUCUGGCUACGGUAGAGGGAUCAACUGGGCACCCAGCAGCAGCAGCAGCAGCUCCAUCGGCACCACCAAGGACAUCCCAGACUGGGCUACCAACACGUGGCUCGCGCACGGCCAGGAGCUGACGACGGAAGAGAUCUAUCCGGCGGCGGGAAGCUUCGGCGGAAAUAACAUCGACGAGCCCAAUCAGCAAGGCCUCUCGAGGAACUCCUCGCCGCUCUCUCCGUCCUCCACGGCUACUCUUGCCCUCUUCCUCCACCUCCUCGUCGCAGCCAUUCUCAACGCUCGCGUCGCGUGAACUC
Phymastichus coffea is the source of this 1462-nucleotide messenger RNA. RefSeq lists its product as uncharacterized. The transcript has 9 exons. The record is from RefSeq and is a predicted model, not a curated record. The coding region runs from base 133 to 1458 and encodes 441 amino acids. Lineage: Eukaryota; Metazoa; Arthropoda; Insecta; Hymenoptera; Eulophidae.